AUGCCACAUCUGCGUUCGCACGGACCGCCACCGAAGCCACCAGUCACCGAGUCAUCAUUAUCGUCUCGUUUGGGCCAAGGCCCACAGGUUAGUAUUUCAUCCACGUCUCAGUUUCCCAAUUUCAAUUCCACUCCAUUACCCACCCCGCCUCAAUCACCCAAAACAUCACCUAAUAUUUCCCCACCCGAUAGCCCUACUUUUAGCACCUCUAGCAUCCCAGAAAACCUAGAAGAGAUGGCCAACCCUAGGCAAACCGUUCACCAACAAGCCACCCAGAACUUCACCGGCCUUGCUUCACCCAUCACCGUUCCACCCAUAGUCAAUGACAACUCAUGGCAGAUUCCAUCUUAUGCCAUGGAAGCCAUCACCAAUAGCAUCCAAUUCCAUGGCCGCGAGGACGAGGACGCACCGGCCCACAUAAACCGGUUCUCUCGUAUCCUUGCUACUUUUAGCCUUCAAGGAGCACCUAAUGAUGUCACUUACCUUCAGCUCUUCCCGUUUUCAUUAGCCGGUUGUGCGGCUACUUGGUUGGACUCUCAACCAACCGGAGGGAGUCAAGGUAGAGGUCAACCUAGUGGGUUUGGUAAUAAUAACUUUGGUUCGGGUUGGCGUAAUAAUAAUAAUAAUUUUGCUUCUAACAACAAUUUUCGCUUAACCGGACCCCCUGGUUUUCAAAUAGCUCAAAAUCCAAAUAGGGGCCUAGGUUCACUCUUUGGUGGGGGUUCAAAUGGGCAGGUUAAUGAUGGGGGUUCAAGUAGUCAGGUUCAAACAGGUCAAGGGUCAAGCUAUGAUCUUGGGGGUAGUCUAGAAAGAAUAGAGGCUAUGAUGAGCCAGCUAGUUGUUAGAGAUCAAAGCACCCAAAAGAAACUUAGCGAACAUGACCUUAUGCUUAAGAAUCACCAAGCUGCUUUCCAAGACCUUCAAAGGGUUGUAGGUGAUAUGUCUAGGAAGUUAGAGGAUAGAUUACCUAGUCAGUUUGCGGGUAACACCCAACCUAACCCGAAUGCUCAUGUAAAGGCCAUUACCACCCGUAGUGGCAAAACCGUAGGGAACCCGAGCAUAAAGGAGAGAGUAGUCGAUGAGGAUGGAGAUAUUUUAGACGAAGAGACAGAGAUGGAGGCUCCCAGCAAAGUGCAAUCGAGGCUGCGCCCAGCAAGUACAGCACAGCCCGGUGAGUCUCAAGGUGAGAAGAGAGUAGAGAAACCUCCUAUAGAUGUUAGACCUUCACCGUUAGUGAACCAUGCGUACGUUUCGUUUCCCUCACGCCUUAAGAACCAAAAAUACUCGAGGGAAUACGGGCAAUUCUUAGACAUCUUUAAACAAUUGAAGAUAAAUCUUCUGUUCAUAGAGGCACUUCAAUCGAUGCCUAAAUACGCGAAAUUUUUAAAGGACCUUCUUAGGAAUAAGGAGAAGUUAGGGGAGUUGUCGAAUGUCCCAUUGCAUGGAGGAUGUUCGGCUGUUGUCUCAAAUCGGCUUCCUGAAAAGCUUACCGAUCCCGGUGUUUUCACAAUUACUUGUCUAUUCGGUAGUAACACUAAUACUAGAGCUUUAGCCGACCUAGGUGCUAGUAUCAACUUGAUGCCCUUUCCUCUUUACGAAAAGCUAGACUUAGGCGAGCUUUCACCCACCCGAAUGACAUUAUCCUUAGCUGACAGAUCCGUGAAACACCCUAGGGGCAUAGUCGAGAAUUUGCUUGUUAAGGUGGACAAGUUCGUUUUUCCGGCUGACUUCGUCAUUCUCGACAUGGAAGCCGAUGAAAACGUACCGUGA
This is a messenger RNA of Helianthus annuus (common sunflower), 1770 nucleotides long. RefSeq lists its product as uncharacterized. The transcript is spliced from 2 exons. The coding region runs from base 1 to 1770 and encodes 589 amino acids. Lineage: Eukaryota; Viridiplantae; Streptophyta; Magnoliopsida; Asterales; Asteraceae. The record is from RefSeq and is a predicted model, not a curated record.